CAUCAUCCAGAUCUUCAUCUUGUUGGAUGGAACAAUGUCAAAAUUGAUUUAUGGACACAUGCUGUUGGUGGACUUACAGAAAAUGAUUUCUUACUUGCUGCUAAGAUUGACGGGCUUCGCGUGCAACAUCUUCUGGGUAGAAAUGCUACCUACUGACUACAUUGACCAUUCUCCUAACAUAUCACCAUUCUGAAGUGAAUAAUGCUGAUGGGCCCUACCACUAGCCAAAGCACAUUAUAAUCCUGCUUUCUCUCUUCUUUCCACCAAAUUCCACUCAUUUUGCUUUCUUAUCAUGACAUCCACUAUAAGCUUUUAUUUAUUUUCUUUUAUUUUAUUUAUUUAUUUUUUUCUUCUUUUUCUUCUCCUUUAUUUAUUUCUUUAACACCUUUCCCACCACCACCCCAACCUUCUCUUAUUCUUGUCGGGGCUCACCCCGUUCACCAUUUUACAUCACAAAAAAAAAAAAAAA
Molecule: messenger RNA, 469 nt
Organism: Camellia sinensis
Lineage: Eukaryota; Viridiplantae; Streptophyta; Magnoliopsida; Ericales; Theaceae
Source: RefSeq, a predicted model, not a curated record